AUGUCUGUUCGCCUUAUCUGGGAAGAUUACUCAUGUCGGGUGACCAGUGUCUGCUGGGCUCCAGACGACAGUGUAAUUGCUCAAACAAGUGAGGACAAAGAACUAAGGCUGUGGGAUCCGAGGUCAUUCAACGUUGUUCACGUGUUCCCAAAGAAGCAGAACAUUCUCAGCUGCUGUGCGGUGAGCGAGGACGGACUUCACUGCCUGUCCGGCAGCAGCGGCUGCAACAGCACGGGGUCCGAGCUGACACUGUGGGACCUGCGGCAGCGGAAGCCCCUGUGUGAGUUCAGAGGUCACGAGCAGGGCGUCAGCGGCUGCGUGUUCCUGCCCGUCAACCACGGCGGCCAGCAGAUGGUGGCGUCCUGCGGCGCCGACUCGACCGUGCGCGUCUGGAACGUGGAGUCCAAAGAUUGCGUAGGUUUGUUCAUGCUGGAAGGCCGUGGACCUGUCACCGGCAUAGCUGCCUAUCCAGAUUACAGCAUCCUGGCAUCGACCUUCAACCAAGGAAUUCACCUCUUGUCGUUGGACUACACUAACUCACACUACCCACAGCUCAAGCGAAAACUGCAAUUCUAGAUCUUGGCUUAAAGUUGACAUGCCGCUACGUUUAUCAUGUCAAUGGUCACUCGGGACGGUCUUCUCGUAGGCACGAGGUAAUACUGAUAUAUGAACAUUAUUAUUCGACUUGAAAAAAAAGUCAAAACGAGCGAAUUUCGUGUUAAUAUGUCACUGUAAUAAAAAUCGACGUUGUGAGAGAUGGUCAGGUGCAGGUAUCUUGGUUUACGAUGUCGUUAUGGUGAUGCUGACACUGCUGUUGUUGGUAAUGGGGAUUAACUGAUGUAUGAUGUCUGUUGAUUCGGUUAUAUGAAGAAGCUGUGACGCACGCACGUACAUUUAUGGCCAUCAGUAUAACGUCAUGACAAUCGAUUGCAUGCUACGCAGCCAAAAUAACGAAUAGUAAAAACGUUUCUUCUGAGUAAAUUAAUAACUACUAUUGUAAAAACCUACAGUGUCGGGGUACUUUAUUUCUUUGGUGAAAAAAAAGUUUUCCGGGGGAAUUUAUAAUAUCUAAUUCAUUGCAUAGCUGCAGACACAAUUAUGUGACGAUAUUUAGCAGUUAGUUUUGAAUCGGACUGAUGUGCAAUUAAAGCAUUGAUAUUUUUAUAGUCCACAAACGUCCUUUGUAUUGCUGCUGCACACGUACACUGCUUUUAGGUAAUUAAUCUAUGUCCGUUCCUCUGUGUAUCUUCACUUAUAUCGGCGGAUGUACUUUACACCCGAACUUCGCUAAUGGCAGAAACAUUGUAACGAUAAAUAAGAAGAGUGACUAUUCUAUUCACCUUAAUAUGUCUGUUCGCCUUAUCCGGGAAGAUUACCCAUGUCGGGUACUUGUACACCUGCAGAGCGUUACCGUAAUAUUCUCAUAAUGUAAUUAAAGGGGGGGGAAGAUGCAGAGAAAGGAUAUAAUUAGUUAGGAUGGAGGGUUGUUAUAUUCUCCUGAUGCAUUAGUGAUAUUGGGAAAAGAAAUAAAUUGCUUGGGGGUGGGGUGGGGUGAUACUAGAAGAAGAAUAGCGUGACAGAGGGACAACGAGAGAGAGAGAAUCGAUGCAGUUAGUGUGGAUGUUUAAAUGUCUAGUAUUCGAUUAUUCCCAUGUGGAAUGCUAGAUAGCAGCUAUUUAUUUCGUAGUGUUUGUUUAUUAAUGCAAUUUAUUUAUUUUUUUACGUAGUCUUUAUUCUUUAAGUGGCUACGUUGGUUUUAAUGUGUGCCGAGUUAAACACUGUAUCAGAAGGAUCUAGUCAUCGAUUUAUUUCCAAGCAUUGGCUACAUUUCUCAGAGACAUACUCUUUAUUUGAGGAUGUUGCCAGAUGUGUUUAUUAUAUCGUCUGUAAUUUCGAAUCAUUACUGUGUGGUAUAACAAAGAAAAGCAAGCUAAACUAGUGCAAUACCGGCCAAUUAAUAACUCCAUUGCAGUUUGCAUUGUUUGCCCAUACGUUGUCACUGCAAGAUUUCACAUUUGGUGUCAGACAAUGACCUGAUAUUUCAUCAACCAAAGUGCUUACUUAAUAAUCCAUCACGCAUGCCACAUACACAAAGAUGCACGUGUUCACGUAAAGACAUGGAAGAUAUUUUUUGUAUUUUUUACAGAAUAAAACGGGACCAUAAAUAGUUUAAACCUCUGUGUAAGACAAUCUGAUGUAGUCGUCACGUUGAAUCUUAUAGUGGUUUCUGAUGACUUUGAAACUAACUACGGAUAAUGUGGAAUGUCCGUCUGCUAUGCUAUCACUGGCAAACGUGUAAACACGUAACCACGUCUAUUUCCUGUUGUUUUUGCUUGCACGCACAUCAGAGGGGUAAAUAUGUACAUGUUAUGUAGCGCUCAACUUUUGUGAUGUAAUAAACUUACUCAUGAUGUUGUGAGAUGAAAUGAAA
Molecule: messenger RNA, 2431 nt
Organism: Priapulus caudatus
Lineage: Eukaryota; Metazoa; Priapulida; Priapulimorpha; Priapulimorphida; Priapulidae
Product: WD repeat-containing protein 31-like
Exons: 6
Coding region: 1-576 (191 amino acids)
Molecular function (GO): protein binding
Source: RefSeq, a predicted model, not a curated record